AUGGGAUCUCAGGGGCAAAAAUCAGCUGCACUCGGAGAACAAGCAAUAGGAACUGAAGGGCCUUGGGGAGGCAGCGCCCGCUGUGGAGAAGGAAGCAGGGUGGGAUCUGGAUGGUCAAGUGUGCUCAAGACUCCCUGGGGUCCGGCCCCACAGAGACGGUUGAUUAUACCUCCUGGCAAAACCCAGAGCCAUCAACAUCAAAGGUUAACUGGAGACACAGCAGUAAUACUAAUGCUGUAUCAUAACUACCCAUCACAGGGGAAGUCAAUACAAUUAUAUGAGUUUCCCUCAUAUCGUCCAGCUGUCUGAGGAGAGAAGACUUGAGAAAAACCCAUGGCCAAGCGUACCCAGAGUUGGGCGUGGGUAUCAAGGGUAUAGACCAGAGCCAGCAGGUCAGUGGAACUCAAGAUGCAGCUUGGGUGUUUGAUCGUGCCACUGGGCUCUUCCCAGCAGCUCUCCUCACAUCCUCUCCUCCCCCUCUCCAGCCUGCCUCCUCAGCUGGAAAUGAUUGAGGACCUCCUGCAAAGGUUUGGAAGAAAGCCUUCAGCAGAGAGCGUUCACAGUGAAGGCAUCCAUACCCGAUUUAACCAUUCUAAAUUACACCCAAACUGCCCACUUCCGAAUAGGAGAAAACAAAUCAUCAGAAGGCUGGAAUUGUGUAACACACAAAUCUCUUCUGGACCGAGGCCCAUCUCUGGUUUGGCAACACAACCAAAGCAGCAUCUCUUUUCUCAUCUCCUGGAAAAAAAAAAAAAAAAGAAAGGCAACAGAGAAAAAGUAGCCAGAGACCAGAGAAUAAAGUGAAGGCAGGGAACAGAGCAAGCAGACCUUGGUGGAAAGUGUACCUCUGGCAGAAACCCCAAGAUGCCUUCUGAGAAGGACGGUGCCAAGAAGAGCCUCAUGCAGAAGCUGGCCCUGAAGAGCCGGAUAGCGAAGGAGACACUCUCCGAGUUCCUGGGCACCUUUAUAAUGAUUGUCCUUGGAUGUAGCUCUAUUGCCCAAGCAGUCCUCAGUCGAGAACGUUUUGGCGGGAUCAUCACUAUCAAUAUUGGAUUUGCAUCGGCCGUCGUGAUGGCGCUCUAUGUGACGUUUGGUAUCUCUGGGGGCCACAUCAACCCAGCUGUGUCUUUUGCAAUGUGUGCCUUUGGAAGGAUGGAGUGGUUCAAGUUCCCAUUUUAUGUCGGAGCCCAGUUUUUGGGAGCCUUUGUUGGGGCUGCAACGGUCUUUGGCAUUUAUUAUGAUGGACUCAUGGCCUAUGCUGGCGGAAAAUUGCUCGUCGUGGGAGAAAAUGCAACGGCAUUCAUUUUUGCAACAUAUCCAGCUCCAUUCAUAUCCACACCAGGUGCCUUUGUAGACCAAGUGGUGUCGACCAUGUUCCUCCUUCUGAUCGUCUUUGCCAUGUUUGACUCCAGAAACCUGGGUGUCCCCAGAGGCCUGGAGCCCGUGGCCAUUGGCCUCCUGAUCAUUGUCCUUUCCUGUUCUCUCGGACUCAACUCUGGCUGUGCCAUGAACCCAGCUCGAGACCUCAGUCCCAGGCUCUUCACUGCACUGGCGGGAUGGGGGUUUGAGGUCUUCACAGUUGGAAAUAACUUCUGGUGGAUACCUGUCGUGGGUCCUAUGGUUGGCGCUUUCCUGGGAGGUCUUAUCUACAUUCUUUUUAUCCAAAUGCAUCACUCGAAGCUCGACCCAGAUAUGAAGGCAGAGCCAUCUGAGAACAACCUAGAGAAACACGAACUCAGUGUCAUCAUGUAGUGGGAUGACUAGAUCUAGAGUUACCGUUCAUCCAGUUCUUUCUUCAGAGAAGAUGUCAUCUGUGUGCCUGUGCAGACUUGGGGCGGGGGAAUCUACGUCUGCUAGUUUUCUCUAGCCAACUGGGACAAAAAAAAAAAAAAAUCACAAAGGCAUCCGUGGAAAACUCCACCGGUCACCCCUCCCCAGAAUAGCACUGACUGUUUAUGAUGGGUAUUUGAUGGAAGUCCUUACUCCUAGGUGAUUGCUAAGAAUUUUGAAACUUGACCGUGUGCUUGGCUGGAUAGCCUCAGAGACCUUUUUUUACCCUGUAUGAAAUUGUGUCAUCAAAGGCUCUGUCUUCACAAUCUAUAAAUACAACAUUCUAAAACUGAAA
Messenger RNA from Rattus rattus (black rat), 2125 nucleotides. RefSeq names its product aquaporin 9 (gene Aqp9). The record is from RefSeq and is a predicted model, not a curated record. Gene Ontology annotation, cellular component: plasma membrane; basolateral plasma membrane. Gene Ontology annotation, molecular function: urea transmembrane transporter activity; glycerol channel activity; water channel activity. Gene Ontology annotation, biological process: glycerol transmembrane transport; water transport. The coding region runs from base 865 to 1752 and encodes 295 amino acids. The transcript is spliced from 9 exons. Lineage: Eukaryota; Metazoa; Chordata; Mammalia; Rodentia; Muridae.